Messenger RNA from Bactrocera latifrons, 5222 nucleotides. It is a transcript of the gene Ice1, whose product is annotated as little elongation complex subunit 1. Lineage: Eukaryota; Metazoa; Arthropoda; Insecta; Diptera; Tephritidae. The transcript is spliced from 3 exons. Bases 152 to 5137 code for a protein of 1661 amino acids. The record is from RefSeq and is a predicted model, not a curated record.
GGUCAAACGUUUUUCAUCGUUGAUUUCCAUUACUCGUGCUAAUUGCCCAUUAGCCGUGAAUGACAACACACAUUUUCAUGUAAUGUAGUUAAAUUGUGCACUUUCACUAUUUUACAUUCUCCAUUGCGGCGCCCACUGCACACACAUAGCCAUGACCGACGAGAAGCAUCCAUUCAAUUACGAAGAUUUAAACUUGGACUUUUUAGAGCUUUCACCACCAAGUAAGAAAGAAGUCCAAAAACCUGUCACGACUAUCACCAAUACAACUCCUAUUCGCGCCAAUUCCUAUAAAGCUAAAGAUCUGGCGCAAAGAAUUGCUCAAUGUAAUGAAUUGGUUAAUAAAAUUGAUUUGUUGAAAAUGGAAAAUUCGAAUAUACAGCUGAAGCUAAGAGAUUUUCAGAAAUCGGCCAAUCAAAUUCACAAACUUUAUGACAAUGAAAAAAAGAAGUGCUUGGAUUUGCAAAUGCAGUACCAAACUGGAGAGCUCAAAUCAAAUAAUCUGCACGAACAUUGCGGGCGAUUGGAAAAUGAAGUGGCAGAGAAACAAAUGCAGUUGGAACAAUUAGAAGCUCAAUUAGAUAAUACAAAAGGUCCCUUAAGCUUUACGGAAUUAGCAAUUAAAUAUCUGAAAUUAGUGCAAAAACUCAACGAAGAUGAAACAGUGAAAUUAUAUGACAAGCCACUUUUAGAUGAUUUAACUCGUUACUGUGAAGAGAGGGGUAUGAAAGUGCCUCUUAUGAAAGUAAGGGCUAAAAAUAAGCGUAAACUUAGAAAAGAUAAAGAUAUUCAAUGUAACCUGCUGAACGCUUCAGAUACACUUGUAACAAGGCAAGUCGCUGCACAAUCCACCCAGACAUCAGUAAUACAAAGCAAUCAUAUGCACACACAAACAGUUGCCCCAUUAGCGAGAGAUAUGUGUGCACAAACAUUGCAAACAGAGAAAAAGCUCACUAAGAGUACGCAGAAUCAAGCGGUACAAACAAACUUAAUUGAAUUGCGUUCACAAGGAACACAACAUAUAUCCACUACAACAACACGGGGCACAUCAACUUCAUGCUUUAUCAAAAGACAUAAUGUCGGUACAAUUUUUCCAGAACCAAAGUUAAUUCCAUUAGAAGCGACAUUGGUUGACAAAUUUUUUGAAGUAUGGAACGUAUCACCGCUUAGUCCAAUAUCCGAUCCAAUACCGGAAACAAGUUCUAAUGAAUUUGAUUUAUCAAAAGCUACCACAUUGUUGAGUUUGCCUGAUAAAUCUAAGUCUAUAGGCACUUGCACUUAUAUGUGUAAUGUGCAACGCCAAAUAGAUUAUAUUCCAAUUAUGGAACCAUUUAAACGUUCACAAUCCAGUUUGCCGUUUAUAUAUGAUAAUGUGAAGUACGAAAUCAACGCCACCCCAUCAUCAACACCACCACCACUAUCACCUCUAGCUACAACACAACUUAAUGAAAAUGCUGAAACUUCGGGUUUAGCGACCAACAAUAACUUAAACAAUAUUAGUAAUUUACAACCAUUGAUAAGUGCAUUAACGAACCUUCCCGAAAUGCAUCCAGAUGUAUUUUCUACGGUUUGGCAAAUGGCUGGACAAAUGUUUAUGGGACUUCUAUACUCGUCUACCAGUAAGCACUUGCGAGCGCAACAGUUUAAUAGACCUAAUGAUUCACAUACCUUGCAACAGUUUAAUAAUUGGAUACAUACGUUAUACGAAUCUAGGCAAAUUUCACAGCAACAAGCAGAAUCACCGUUACCAACGCAAUGUGAGCAAGAAGUAAAUAGGAGGGAAAACACCUUUGACUUAAAUAGGGUAAAUAAUACGAAUAUAACACACUCUAGCGACGUUUCAACACAAUUUGAAGGUACCCCGAGAGAAAUCGCUUAUGAUAGCAACACUAAUUCAAUGAGUGAUCUUAGCGAUAAUAAUAUUAGUACAGAUGAGAGUACACAAACUCAUGGUGGAUGUGAGAAUUUUGAAAAAUGGAUAUUCAAGGAACCACUCGAAAUACCAAAGCGAUCCGUCAAACAAGUGCGUGGCCAGAAAAUUGCCACAGAAGAACCACACACAGAAGGUACCAGACAUCGCAAGAAUAACAAAAAACUAAAGAAACGGUAUAAAACAAAAAGGACAAAACUAGUCGCGACAUCUAUUAUUAAUAACGAAACAGAUUUUAAAUCCGGUAAUAGGGAAGUUAUAGUAGACCAAAAUGAAAAAAUCUUCCUCACUGCUGUCGAAUUUUGCGCCAAUCUUUACAGCUGCAAUCAAGAUUGCCAUUUAGAGAACGGCCGAAAUGGUACUGUGUCGGAAAGUAUCUACUCAGCACAUUUAGAAGAUGAUUGUAGUAAUGAAUCUGUAAAUGAAAAGCAUAGUGAGGAUAAACAACUAAAUAAUACUAGUAUCGAUCUAGAUAUUAAUGCUGAAAAAGAUAGACCCAACUCGUUAUGUGCUAAUGAAAACCAAUUAAUAUUAUUACAAGAUAAAAGCAGUGCGAAURUGGUCAUGUCUGAAGACAUAAAAGUACCUCAACUGUACGACAGUGAAAGAAGCAAAUGUGAUAGUUUCGAAAUGACUGAUACCAGAUGUUCAAUUGAAAAUCUGCAGAAAGUAUGUGAAAAACAAACUAAACAAAACCUUAAUUUUGCAUAUAAAAUAUUUGGAAGUGAUUCAGAUGAUAGCGACGUUGAUAUUACACAAACAAAUAGCUCGCUACAAGAACAACAAGAUACAAAUAGCUCUACAAUAUUCGAUAAUAUAUUUAUCUCAAAUGAUGUGAAUACUGAAAUGUGUGCUGUUUUGAAAGAACCUGAAAAAAAUAUUUUCCAUAAAGAGUGUUUGGAACAUAAUAUGUUUGAGGAAACCAAAAACAUUGGGAUACUAACGAACAUUUCUGAAAGAACCCAUAAGCAAGAAGAACUAAAAGAAAAUGCAACUGAAUUCAGUAGUAUGAGGGUCACAGAUCCAUUCCAGAUCCAUUCCAUAAACAAUGGUGCAGAUAUUACCAACAAUCUUGAAGAAAUACAUAAAAUACAUAAUUUUCUUCCGAAUAUCCUUCCGCCUGAUACCAAUGAGUUAACCAAAGGGACCGAAAGUACUAAGCUUGCAGACACUUAUAAAUAUCAGUGUUCAAUGAAAGCAACAGAGUUCCAACAAAAUGAGGCUAUUUCAUUAACAUCAACAAAAACAGCAUCUAUUCAACCUUUAUACAAUUCUCACAAUGAAAAUGAAGAAGUCGACGAACCCAUACUUGUUAUAGUCGAAGGAACUCCUGAAAAAAUAUGUAAAACUAGAACCCACUCCGAUUCCAGCGUGGACUACGAUGCUGCAUCCGAUUAUAGAAUUUCUCAGACAUCCUCAAAAAGUCUUUCUCCAUCAAGUAGCAGUGAUUUCGAAAUCUCUGUUCUACUUACACAAUCAGUUAUGGGAAAUUCACCAACAAAACAACUAGUCAAUAGCAUAUUUGAAUCAGCAAAUGAGCAAAAAGUGCCAUGUAGGCGUGGUCGAAAACGAAAACGUUCUAUGACUCCCGUUGCACUCUGUAAACGCUCAGCACGUUUGCGAGAUAAACAAAAGCGUGAUAACCCAUUAAGUAGCGAUGAGGGCUUAUCCUCGCCAACAAAGGACUCAAAUGAUCCUGCGAUAUGCCAUUCAGAGCACUUAACACCCCAAAUCGUUCAAAGCGUUAGCACAUCUGAGUGCACCUUGGCAUCCAGUUCAGAACUGAGCUUAGAAAUAGGUAUGCAAAAUCCUGAGCUUGAUUCAACGAUUAAUCAAUUAAAUUCAGAAUCACCAAACUCACCUCCACCAGAGACAGUCAGUGAAAACUUAUUAGUUGACACGCAAAUAACACAAACAAUUCCUUUGGAAUUGAACAGGAGCCAUUAUCCAUCUAGCCAAAAAAAUAGUGUACUCCAAAACUUUAUCAGGAAAUAUUCUUUUGAACUUUUUGCAACCAUAACGGGAAAGAGGAAUAAAAGUGAAGUAGAAUCUAAAAUCGCACUUCAACUCGCAGACUUCCUGAACAAAACCCGUGACCAAGUAGAUGUAACGGCUUCUACACUUGCCGCAUCUCUACUGGAGCAAAUGGUGGAUUGUGAAAUAUUAGCCAGUCUGAUAAUUGAACAAAUUUGCAAAGCACCGCGCCCAGAAAUCGAGUUGAAUUGUGAGUUAGCACGCGUUCCACCAAAAUACAUCGGUACACACUUACGACUUAUAUUGAUCGUGUUGCGGCACCUACAGCAAAAACGCCCGGAGAUCAUCGCUGAGGUGCUGCUAAAAAUUGAAAGUAGAUUGUUUAGUUACCUGUGGAAUGAAAGGUUAUCAUUAAACACUCUUUUGAAUCUCACCCAAUUGUACUUAAUUGUUAUACCUCUCCAUAAUGCUGUACACAAUCCUGCGCGCCUAUUCAUUGCCAAAAGCUUAUAUUAUCACAAUAAGAAUGCAUCACCAAUGAUUUACGAAGUACUUUGUUGGUAUCCUACCACGCUGCCACAUCGCUACGAAUCUAAUUAUGAUAAAUCAGAUGCAUUAAUCACCGUUAUUCAACAUUUGUUAAUGUCUACAACAUACAAUAUGGAUACAAAGGAUUUACGUCAUAGAGAACUCCUAUCAAUGCUAAGAUUCGAAUAUCACUUUGAACCCUUCAAACCAAAAGCACUCGAAGUUUUGACGAAUCUAGUGACAAAACUUAAGAGCGGCAAGCUAGCAAAUCUUAUGUACGCCUUCGCCAUCUUUUGCAAACGAAAUAUUAAACUUGUAGAUACUUUACUACAGCAACAGUUAUUGCCACUAGCCGAGGAAUACUAUAAGCGUGUGCAGCAUACGAACGAAUAUGAUGAACGUAUUGCUGUUUUAAUGGACUGUAUAUCGGCUGUGGUGAAGCCACUGCCUCUCACCACAGAUGUCUCCGUUUACUUUUCGAUUUUCGAACGCUUCCUUUGCGCUGUACAGCGACCGGUCGUUCAAGAAGCGGCUGUAUUAGCCAUAUUGCGCUUUCAACGAUUUGGUCAAAAGCGCUGUUUUCAUGCACUUGCUAACUUCAAACCUCAUUAUCCACUGCAAAUGGUAACAACCAAUGCGCUCAAAACUUUUGUACAUAGAAAGCCGUUAAAAUACUGGAAUGGCUUAAUGUCAACUAUUUCUAAUUAAAGCUAAGCUUUAGCUUAUUUUCGAAGAGAUUUUAACUUUUUAAUUUAUAUUUUGAAUUUUUAUGUUACGUCACAUAAAUUUUUUA